AUGUCGUUCUUCCACGGAUCUGAGCAAGUGGCGAGGCUUUUCCUGGCGAUGUGUGUAUGGGGAGUCUUCCUUCAGUCGGCAGAGCAGUUCCCGGUUGGAGAGGGUUUCAAUCUGCUGUUGUAUCCAGUAUCGGUGAUUGGACCGCACGGAUCUCACACGGUUCUGAUACCAGUGACCGGGACUGAGCAGAACACACAGCGCAGCCAAACUCCACAGGCAAACAGCAGCAAGAUCAGCGCUCAAAGUGUGUCCAAGCCUUUACAUGCAAACAGUGGGUUUCUCCAGCCGGACCCCGCCCCCGGCAACGCCCCUGACUCCGUCCCUAGCCCCGCCCACAUCCCAUCUGUGUCUUUGCCUCUGCAGGGGCAGAUGUCAAAUUUUGUCCCCUCAAAUGUCCCUCUGCAGGUCUAUUCAUUUGUCCAGCAGGCUCUAAUUUCAGACUCAGGCAGUUCAGAGGAAGGAGCCUCUGCUCAGGUGAUUUAUAUGGUUCCAAUCAGCGUGGAUUCACCCAACAUGAAUGUGAUGGAGGGCACUGUGCCCAAUCCCGACCCAGGACACCUGCAGGUCCCAGCCAGCACGCCUGCUGUGGCCACCGCAGCACGGCCGGACGCUCAGGGACAGCUGGGUAAAACUGUGGGGACAGAAAGAGCCAUGCAGACACACGCUCUGGGAGAGAAAGGCCUCUGA
Sinocyclocheilus grahami is the source of this 687-nucleotide messenger RNA. RefSeq lists its product as uncharacterized. The record is from RefSeq and is a predicted model, not a curated record. Bases 1 to 687 code for a protein of 228 amino acids. The transcript has 7 exons. Lineage: Eukaryota; Metazoa; Chordata; Actinopteri; Cypriniformes; Cyprinidae.